AUGGGCUACUCCGAUGAAAAUUCAAGCAACAAUGGCUACGACUCCAGUAAGGUGGCCGACUCCAGCGCCGACAAGGAGUUCAUGGCACCGCCACCCUUUGACGGGGACAUCGUCGGGGAGAUGAGCGAGGCCGAGCGCAAUAUCUACGACCACGGGGUCCGGAAAUACAGCCGUCUGGGCUGGAAGCGCUUGACCGUCGUGCUCAUCGUCGAGGCCAUUGCCCUGGGCAGUCUGUCCAUCCCUCAGACCUUCGCCAAGCUCGGCAUGGUCGCCGGCGUCAUCUGCUGCGUCGGCCUCGGCAUCGUGGCCAUCUACACCAGCUACAUCGUCGGCCAGGUCAAGCUGAAGUUCCCCCAGGUGGGCACCUACGCCGACGCGGGCACCCUCUUGUUCGGCCGCUUUGGCUACGAGUUGAUCUUUGCGAUGCUGGCGUUGCAGCUGAUCUUCCUGACCGGGUCGCACUGCCUGACCGGCACCAUUGCCUUCCAGAACAUCACCCAAAGCGGCCUGUGCAGCGUGGUGUUUGGCGUGGUAUCCGCCAUCAUCCUGCUGGCGCUGGCGGUCCCCCCCAGCUUCACCGAGGUCGCCAUUCUGGGCUACAUUGACUUUAUCUCGAUCGUGUUGGCCAUUGGCAUCACCAUCAUCGGCACCGGCAUCGAGGCCACCAACCAACCGGGGGGACUAGGCGCCGUGCCGUGGUCGGCGUGGCCCGCGCCCGAUACCACUUUCAAGGACGCGUUCAUCGCCGUCUCCAACAUCAUCUUCGCUUACAGCUUUGCCAUGUGCCAGUUUGCCUUCAUGGACGAAAUGCACACCCCGGCGGACUUUGUCAAGUCCAUCUGGGCCUUGGGCAUCACCGAGAUGAUCAUCUACACCGUCACUGGGGCCACUAUCUAUGCCUUUGUCGGCCCGACCGUCCAGAGCCCCGCGCUGCUCUCGGCCGGAACUACGUUGAGUCGGGUGGCCUUCGGGGUGGCUCUCCCGGUCAUUUUCAUCAGCGGGUCGAUCAACACUGUCGUGUUUGGUCGUAUGGUCCAUGGUCGGAUUUUCAAGAACUCGACCAUCCGUUUUAUCAACACGAAGAUGGGCUGGAUCACCUGGUUGGCCGUCAUCACCGCGGGCACCAUCGUCGCAUUUGUGAUUGCCGAAGUUAUCCCUUUCUUCUCGGAUUUGCUGUCGAUUUCUUCUGCUCUCUUCAUCUCCGGCUUCACCUUCUAUUUCCCCUCCCUGAUGUGGUUCAUGCUCAUCCGGCAGGGGAGCUGGACCUCGCGUCACAACCUGCUUCUGGCGGCCGCCAAUGGGUUGAUUCUUGCCAUUGGCGUGUUGACCCUGGGCGCAGGAACGUACUCGAGCAUCGCUGAUAUUAUCUCCGAAUACCAAAAUGGCACCGUCCACGGAGUCUUCACCUGCGGCGCACCGGAGUGA
Penicillium lagena is the source of this 1425-nucleotide messenger RNA. Its product is annotated as putative amino acid transporter. Gene Ontology annotation, molecular function: amino acid transmembrane transporter activity. Gene Ontology annotation, cellular component: vacuolar membrane. The transcript is spliced from 2 exons. The record is from RefSeq and is a predicted model, not a curated record. The coding region runs from base 1 to 1425 and encodes 474 amino acids. Lineage: Eukaryota; Fungi; Ascomycota; Eurotiomycetes; Eurotiales; Aspergillaceae. Gene Ontology annotation, biological process: amino acid transmembrane transport.